Molecule: messenger RNA, 2521 nt
Organism: Periophthalmus magnuspinnatus
Lineage: Eukaryota; Metazoa; Chordata; Actinopteri; Gobiiformes; Gobiidae
Product: ankyrin repeat domain-containing protein SOWAHC-like
Exons: 1
Coding region: 71-1633 (520 amino acids)
Molecular function (GO): protein binding
Source: RefSeq, a predicted model, not a curated record
GAACACGGCUCUGAACUAGCAUGUUUUUGAGAACUUUUACCUUCAUUUUAGUUCAUUUAAGCGCUUUAUAAUGGCAAUGAAGUGCAGUCAAGAAGCUAUUUUGAACUUUUUGAGGCAGAGAGGCGGUCGGGUGCCAAACACGGAGCUUGUGGAGCACUUUAAAUCUAUUUUCCCGAGUGACCCGAAGAAAAAAGCGGCGGUGCGCGAGCUGUUCAAGGGUUACGUCGACAGCGUGGCGUACGUAAAGACUGAAAACGGCGUGAAACAUGUUUGCCUGAAGAAAAAGUUUCGCGAGGACACUUUAAAUCAAGAAAAAUCCCAGCGCGAAGAUAGCGGACAGGUAAGCGGACGUGACGUGACACGCGCGGGGCAUGCUUCAGGUAUGCAAACGAGCUCGCGCCUCAACCACGCACAAGUUCCGCAUGUUUUGGAGACUUUACGAAACGACACACGAGCACAAAACCACUUUAAUGCGAGCGAGGUAGAGGAAGACGACAGUUGCGACGCUAUGGGGAACAAAGAAAGUGUUAAGCGUGAGAAUCACGACUCCAAACGUGAGGAUAAAGUGGAAAUACCCGUAAUUACACUGAGUCAACCUUCGCCGCAGCCUGUCCAAGAGCCCGUGUUCGUCCUGCCCGAACUUGAGUCAAAUGUAAACACGAAGCAGGGCGAGACGCACGGACUUACGCAAACCAGACAAGUCCCAACACCGGAGGAUGAACUACAGGAUCACGAGGCCUUUUUUGAUGCUGAAGAUGACGCGGUAAAUCUUAAUGGAAGCGACGGGACGCCCAAAAGCAGCCGAGAGCAUUUUCUGGAAGUUAUGAUGUGCAGCUCCCCGCAAGUGCGACUCAACAUCGAUCUGCGCAGGUUAUCCCGAAGCGACAGCGACUCUGCGUCCAUAUCUUCGUGCAAUUUGGAGGAAGAUCGUAACUCUGCCACGUUAGACCCGCUGGAACACGAGUGGAUGAUGUGCGCUUCCGAUGCAGAGUGGGGAAGCCUGCAGAGAUUGCUAAACGAUGACCCAGGAUUGGUUUUAAAGAAAGAUUUCGUAACCGGUUUUACGUGUUUGCACUGGGCGGCCAAGCAAGGCAAACCAGAACUUAUCGCACUUAUUAUUAACUUUGCCAAACAGCACAAUGUCCCUGUAAGUGUGGACGUCCGCUCCAGCACAGGGUACACUCCUCUGCACCUGGCCGCCAUGCACAGUCACAUGGACGUGGUGAAGCUCCUGGUGGGCGCAUACAACGCAGACGUGGAAGUACGAGACUACAGCGGCAGGAAAGCGUGCCAAUAUUUGACCGAUAAUGUCAGCGUGGAUAUACGGGACAUAAUCGGCGCGUACGAGAUCGAAACUGAGAACAAACCGGCAUCGGCGGGGAAGAGGUGGCGUUUCAACAAAGUCCUCCAAGUCAAACCUCUACGGAGACUGAACAGCACCGGGGACAGCGACACACUGGACGGGGGCGCUAGAGAGGCACCGCUGAGGAGGAGGUCGUCGUUGAGCAGGAUGAAGCCCAAGCUGCAGAAGCUGAAGUGGAGGACGUCGCAGCUCGUGCACAGUUCCACGUUUCACGGAGCGGAGGACUUGGAGAAGCGCAAAGCACGGCCCAAAACGCACUAUUUUGGAUGAACUUUGGGUUGUUUUCAUGUCUUAUCGGAUUUAGUCCAAAAUCGACAACUAAACUGGACCACGAGUCAAUUGAACCUGUUACUGUCACUCAAACAACUAAAGUUAUAUUUUAACAGCUACCUGGACUAAUAUUAUGCAAACUUUUCAAGCAUUAUAGAUCACAGAAACUACAAAGAAACCUUUCCACUGCCACUGGACAUAUUUCUACCAAGCAGAACAAAUGUUUGAGUUUUUUGGGCACUUAAACUUUACAAGGGAAUUUGGCUCUGCUGUCAUUAAAACCUAAACUUCCUAUGCAAGUUUCUAUUACAAAGCUCCUAGCACUGCCAAGCCUAUUACCACUACUAUGCCUACUACUACUUGAAUUUGAAUACUAUUACUGAACAUUAAUUUUAUUGUACAGUGCCAGUACUUUCUUGAUGCACUGCAAACCUCAUGUUACAUUCCUCACCAUUGGCUGUUUAUGUGUCACUGCUUAAUCUGCUAAUCUGUCCUCACUGAAGCACAGUGCCAGAGACUUUGCAUGUGAGCUCAAAUUUAAAGUAUUUGCACUGCUAAAAUCUACUUCUCUAUACUGAUGCAGGCUGUAUACAUUACAUUGUAUCAUGCAACGUUUUAAUCACAGGGUAAAAGAUAUAACUUAAACAUUGCAUAGAUUUGUAUACUUUUUUUUAAACAACAUUCACUUGGUUUUAUAUAUUUUGCUUGUUGAGGGGAGAUCUUGUCCACUAUUUUGCACAAUUACUUGCACAAUUUGUAAUGUUCUACUUUUUCAGGGCUGUUUUGAAAAUAGCUAUGUGAAUUUUGGUGAAGUGAAUGGUGAUUUAAAAAAAAAAAAGUAUAUAUAUAUAAAACUUAAUAAAGUCCACUAUUGCACACAGUACACUU